Molecule: messenger RNA, 3346 nt
Organism: Pleuronectes platessa (European plaice)
Lineage: Eukaryota; Metazoa; Chordata; Actinopteri; Pleuronectiformes; Pleuronectidae
Gene: egr3
Product: early growth response 3
Exons: 2
Coding region: 398-1630 (410 amino acids)
Biological process (GO): regulation of transcription by RNA polymerase II
Molecular function (GO): RNA polymerase II cis-regulatory region sequence-specific DNA binding; DNA-binding transcription factor activity, RNA polymerase II-specific
Source: RefSeq, a predicted model, not a curated record
GGAGUCCCCUAUCCAGCUCCAAUAGAGCAAGUAGGGCUGCUCUUGUGCAACCAACACCGCCGCCUCCUCCUCCAUUGAUUCACAGACUUCACAUUCCCCCCACAAAGCAGAGCCACCAGCUUCCACAGUGAUCACAUUAAUAACAACAAUAGUGUGUGAUCGCAGGAGGAGAGAGAGAGAGAGAGACCCGGCCGCCGCUGCUCGUCCUCCGCGGGAUACGUGGAUACAACAGGAGCCAUCCCCGCUGCCUUUUUUUACCCAUCCACGCCUGAUCCUCACCUGUGUUUCUCCACUUUGACAUCGCCAGCUGAGUUUUUUCUUUUUGUUUUUCCGUGCGUGUAACUUCUUGGAUACCUGCGCGUUGUCCUUCUUAAAUGUCGGACUGAAUAUAACUGCUAUGACAGGGAAACUAGCGGAGAAGCUCCCUCUUACCAUGAGCAGUUUAAUAAACACGAUCCCUGACAGUCUCUACCCAGAAGAGGACAUCCCGACGUCAAUGAAUAUUUUCACCAGUACGGAAUCUAUUAACCACUACUCCCAGAUGAACGCGGAUAAUAUCAUGGAUCUGGGCAUGGGAAGCGAGAAGUCAUCGGCAGAGAUUCAGUAUGGAUCCAGCUUCCAGUCCAACCGCAGCGGGCAGACUGUCACCUACCUGGGGAAGUUUGCCUUUGACACUCCUCCGUCUGGUGGCAUCGGGGGCUCCGGCUGGUGCUCUGACAACAAUAUCAUCAGUCUCGUCAGUGCAGGGAUCCUGGGGGUUUCUCCCUCACCCGGCACGGUAACGACGCAGACAUCAUCCUCCGCAGCCGGCAUGGGCGGACAAGUGUCAGACAUGGAGCAGGUCUACGGUCCACCGCUGCCUGCCUAUUCUACCUGCGGUGACCUGUACCAGGAUCAGGUCUCCUUUCACCACAGCCCUGCCACGAGCACGGCUCUAGCCUACCCUGGCAAUGACUAUCACUCCACAUCCAAAGCCUCCAUGGACGGCAGCCUUUUCUCCAUGAUCCCCGACUACAACCUUUUCCAUCAUCAGGGGGACGUUGGGGUGAUGGAGCACAAGCCCUUCCAGAGUAUGGACCCCAUCCGAGUCAACCCUCCUCCCAUCACACCCCUGGAGACCAUCAGAGCAUUCAAAGACAAGCAACAAAUUCACCCAGGGUUCAUGGGUGGGCAGCAGCACCCUCCCCAGCACCACCCACCGCCACAGACGCUCACCCUCAAACCCAUCCGGCCACGGAAGUACCCCAACCGUCCCAGCAAAACCCCGGUCCACGAGCGGCCGCACGCCUGUCCGGCCGAGAACUGUGACAGACGCUUCUCCCGCUCAGACGAGCUCACACGUCACCUUCGCAUCCACACAGGUCACAAACCCUUCCAGUGCAGAAUAUGCAUGCGCUCCUUCAGCCGGAGUGACCACCUGACCACGCACAUCCGCACGCACACAGGCGAGAAACCCUUCUCCUGCGAGUUCUGUGGACGCAAGUUUGCCAGGAGUGACGAGCGAAAGAGGCACGCCAAGGUUCACCUGAAACAGAAGGACAAGAAGCCGAGCGACAAGAGCAGUGGGGCGCCUGGGAGCCACAGCUCGCCGCCCAGCUCCUGUGGGGGGCCGACAGUGGGAACGUCAUGACCGUCACUACGUGCACUUGGACUGAGCCCUCACCAUGCCCCAUAAAAGAGACUUAUGAAGAAGGGAUCACGUCCACUAUGAGAUAAAUAGGUGACUUUUCCCCUCUCUUUUACAUCCCGUGCUCCUUUUAGUUGUAGUCCUUCUAUUUUGAGAUGGAUGCCUUUAGUUUAAUUAAAGCGGAGGAAGGCUGCUACGCCAUUCUCUUUCAAGCAACUCAGAGCCUCAGCUACUGUAACACAGUGCCACCACAAAGAAGGGCACAUUGGCACGCACUGCCCCAAAAGCCCACUGUGUGUGUUAGGUUUCAGGGGUGGAUACACUUUUGUAAAUUUUGCCGAGAAUUUUAAAUUGGGAGGAAGCCAGAAUCCAUCACAAGGGUCGAACAGACAAAAUAAUAAAUGGAGCUCAGUGGGAGGUAUGCAUUAAUGAUAUUAGGCUGUUUAAAAGUGCAAUUGGUUUUAUUUGUGUACUGUCAUUGAUACCUUAUUAGUGGCACUUGACUGUCUUUCUGAUGUUUUUGUUGAGGUGUAGUGUUUUUAAUUUUCUAUUUGAAUGUUGUUUUCUCCACAGAAUCUGCCAAAUGUAUUGUGUUGAUUCAGCCAACUUGGUUCUUAAUAUUGUGCCUGAUGUUUGCCAAACCUAAAAGUGAUAUCAGCUUAGCACACAUGUUGAGUUCGAGGGGAGAUCAGACUCAGACAGCGGAUCUCCGAUUUAGAGUUAGAGUUGGAUUUGAAGAAUUUGGUUGGAUCUAAUUGACUGAAUGGGUCGCACGAAAAACAAACCAAUGUCUUGUCCUGUUACCUGUACUUAUAAAAACAAACAUGCCUGCAGCAAUCAAUGCCUUUGCCAAGACCUAUUUAUUUGUAGUCACAGAGAGACACUGUGUAUUUGUGUUGCCUUAUUAUAUGAUGGCUUUAUGUGGUGUUACCGGAUAUCAUUUCUGUUGCUUUUUUUUAAAGCUCACCAAUAACGUUCAUUUGUUCAGUUUUCUUGAGUUCUGCAGUUGUAUGCAAUAUAUUCAUGACAUGUGCCACCGACCCGUAAAUCAAAUUAACUAAGAGCACAGUUAGACAGACUGAACUACUUAAAUAAACGACACCGGUUUGCAAAUCAGCAGCAUAUGAGAGCAAAGAUGAAUAAGGGAAAAAAGAUGAAUGAGGCCCUUUGUCUGUGCUUUCUAGUGUAAAAAGAUUUAACUACUUGUUUAAAUGACCAAAAGAUGAGCAACAUAUGGUGAGAGAAAAAUUCAAAUUUCCAAAUCCAUGUUUACAUAUUUUCUAAUACAGAGACUGAGACUGAGUUGUAAACUAGGAGGACUUGUUUUUGUACAGUAUACAAAUAUGUAUGCAGGUAGCUAUAGUAGAAGUUUCCCUUUUGUACUCAAAUGUCAAAUGCACCAUAACUCAGUAUUAAAUUGUGCAUAUUUGUGCAUGACUCCAUGCACACUAUGUAAAUACAAAUGUCUGCAUAAACAAGAAUUUUCAAUUGACUGAAUGCUUGUGCGGAAUGUGUCUCAAAGCUUUUAGUAAUGUAGUUAUAAUACAGAAUAUUUUGUUGUUAUAGAAAAAAAAAAUUGGAGCACUACAAUUGUGCCAAAUAUGGUGUGUUAUCUCCAUUAAAAAAGAACAAUAGCAGUUGCACCAUCUGUAACGCUUUAACGUGGUAAAAGGAAGCACUAAUGUGUUCUCUGAAUAAAUGAGAAGAUUUUUUUUAUUA